Molecule: messenger RNA, 468 nt
Organism: Fusarium coffeatum
Lineage: Eukaryota; Fungi; Ascomycota; Sordariomycetes; Hypocreales; Nectriaceae
Exons: 1
Coding region: 1-468 (155 amino acids)
Biological process (GO): protein transport
Source: RefSeq, a predicted model, not a curated record
AUGGAUCCUAUGGCUCAACAACAACACCAGGGCGAGCAGCCUGAACUCAAUGCCUUUGGAAAGUUCACUGCUCAGUUCUUGCAGUAUGGCGCCAACGCCUCCAACAACAUCUCAACUGCAUUCGAUGCAAUGGACACAAAAGCCUGGCUCCGUCUUGUCGUCAUCGUGGGCGGCUACAUGCUCCUACGUCCUCUGGCUCUGAAGUUUAUCACAAAAGGAGCUGUCCAAAAGAUGGAGGAUGAUGACGCCCAGGAAAAGCGCAAGGCCCAGAUCUCUCCCAAUGAGCUGCGCGGACUGGCCGAGGAUGAGCCUGAAAUCGACGAGGAGGGUGACGGUACUGGUGCUGAUUGGGGUCAGAAGGCUCGCGUGAGACAGAGAACUAUGUUGAAGGACCUCCUUGAAGCUGAGGAGCGACGAAGGGAAGAGGAGGAGGACGACAAGGAUAUUGCAGACCUUCUUGAAGAUUAG